Molecule: messenger RNA, 15072 nt
Organism: Spirometra erinaceieuropaei
Lineage: Eukaryota; Metazoa; Platyhelminthes; Cestoda; Diphyllobothriidea; Diphyllobothriidae
Source: the annotation of a GenBank genome assembly
AUGGUCCUUGAAGUGCUGAAGGAGCAAGGUACGCAUAGCCGUUGGCGCCCCCCACGUUCUACUUAGACUAUGAUGCUGCCGGCCUUUCACCUGUGUUGGAAAAGUCGUGUUUGCAUGAAUCACCGAAAGAACGGCUGUCUGCCUCGAAAUUAUUGCUUCAUUCCAUUUUCAAAGGCUCCUACUCCAUGGCUUUCUCGUUUUUAUCGAACUACAUGCUGAAGUCGGACUCUGAAAAGUUCUUGUUCUUUGAGUAAGUAGUGCCAUAAUUCUAGAAUGUUUCUUUGCCGGCGCGGUAUUCUCUUCUUUGUUUCCAUUUCAUCCGGUUAUGCGAUAGUCCAACUUUUCAUGCCGAUUUAUGCCUAAGAAGCAUUCACUAAAGCAUGCUUUAAUGUCAUCAUAUUUAAAGGUGGGAAAUCUACACGCAUAUCUAGAUCCGCACCAUAUUAUCUUGUGAUGUUAGAUGUUUUCGAAUUCCUUGCUGACAAAGUCUUCUUUCUCUUCUGUUACUAACCACGAUUUCGCUUACUUUCACCGAGAGUCUCCUCAACCUGCGCAACCAAUCCGAACUAGUGUAUUUUCUGGCAGUUUUUAAUCAUCGACCACGGAAGGCAGAUCUUGCCACUGAUACUUCGUUUUUGACAUCAACAUUUUUCUUUUAUUGUUUCAGAAACUUUCCAUCCCUGAUUGAAGACAUUCCCGAGGACUUGUUUUGCAAUUCCAUAGUCCCUUUUCUGCUCUCUCCCUCAAUUUUCACCGACUUCCCUUCCCAAAGGACCGUAGGCCUUCUCCUAACUCCAUUCAAAGGUAAUUAACAUGUACCUAAUUUCAAAUUAACCAUUUCCAUCGGUGCAACAAGCGGAACUGCGUAGACGCUCCAAGACUCCAUCACUAUCAUUUGACAUCCGGGGCACCCUUUUGAUCUCAUUGCUUAGAUUCCAAAGGUCGGUCCUCUACGGGUUUUAUCUCCGAGAGCGCCUUUCGCCGUCUGCUUGGUCCGCGCAUUACGCUCCUCUUCCAGACCCACGAACUGAAUACACGCCUGCUUUUGCUUAAGCAUUUUUCAUCCUACGCCCGCCUGUUAGGAUCCGAUGCUCUCCAAAGGAUAAUUUUACCCGAGGUAACUUUCACAUAUCCGCUGAGUGUGCCCAUUUGCGAGCUCUUCUGUAUUUGCCCUACUUUUAUCCAGUAAUAGCGGAAAGAUCUUUAAGUACUCUAUGUGUAGAUGCUGUUCGUCUGAACUUGUUCUCUAUUUGUCAUCCCGGAACGCGCAUUCAACAGCCCCUCUGGUUUUCUAUCUCAUUCUUCAAAAAGUCAUUCCACUGUUUAUAGGCGCUACAUAAUCUGCCUGAAACUCAAAAAAGCAACCAAAUUGCCUUAUGAUAUUUGCGACCCAUGAGAAAGUUACCCGCUUAUCACAGAGGAAAUUGGAUUCGCUCAGUUCAGCGCUUCAUCAUGACGUCUACACAAGAUCUCGGCCGUGCAAUUUCCAUCGAAGGGUGGUAAAUACUGCGCACAAUGGACGUUUUGUUUGGAAUAAAUUAUCCUCUUGCGUGCGGAUUGUGUUACCACAUGUCAGCAGGGGUAUUAGCAAAGGUGUAGGGAAGACUGUGAGGACGAGGGGGCCCACAGUCGGCAGUCUAGUAACUUGUACAAAAUCGGGGGUCGGUGAUCGACUCCGCCUGACAACGAGUUCUCUAACGUGUGGGCCUCCCGUCUCCCAUAACCUGCCGUCCGCAAAUUAUAGACUAUGCCAAGAUUGUGUGUUGCAAGUCGGUAUUUUAUGCACUUAGAACACGGCAUGCUCAUAAGACUCGCAUGUCCUCCGAAGAACUUUAACAAGUCAUCCCACAUUGCUAGGGUGGGAUACAGAGGCAAGCAUGAGCCAUUGAAGCAUAUCUGGGGCGAUCGGCAUGUGUUAAAAAGCCGACCCAAAAACCUGCUGAUAUUAGAUUGUGCGCAGUCUGAAGGUAGCACCACAGAAAGUCUCUAAACUAUUGUUUUGUUUCAAAUCGGAGUAAUAUAAUUUUUAUAACAGGAUUUCAAUCGUACUUAUGUGCUUACCAAGUGAACUCUCGAUCAGUCCUACCCUAACAAAAUAAUUACGUGCAUAACAACACUGGUUAACAGCGAAUAGACAUAAACAACUCGGGUAAAUAAUCGUGAAGGAAGGUCGCGCAAACAUGUCCUUUAUAAUAAAGAAAUGUGCAAAAGUAUCUAGACCUCACACGUCUUGAUUUUGCAAGCCACAAGUAUGUAAAAAACGGCAGUUUUACCGAAACCCCGUUCGUGCAUAUUCCAGGCCUUUGUAUAUUAUCCUUUGUGCCGUCUUCCACCUUUCCAAACCCAACCAGGUCUGCCUGGGCCUGUACGAUGCGUGUGACACCCUUGUGACUGCCAGCCUCACCGGCCUCUCACAGCUCGCGACAAUCUUGGGUCCAGGACCGGUUUUGAGUCAUCUCUCGAGCCUGGGGGACCAGUUGAAGUCACGUGGCCUACUCAACUUUGAGUCGCCGCCGCCGCCGCCGCAGUCGAAUCACUCCACGACCAACACUACGAUCUCUCUGGGCAGAGGGAGAACUGUCCGUUAUACGCCCACCUCGAGGGCUUGGCGGCGCUGUGCCAACCUCUUCCCCGACUCGGCUCCCAAGGUCAGUGCACAGGCGCGAGAUGCCGUCAAUACUGCGGCCGCACCACCACCCCGUCGUCUGCGUGACGUUGCUGCGCUCUCGGCAAACUACACACCGCCCGUGGUGGUAGCUCCCUCUCGAGUACCACUCCCGCCCGUCACCAAGUGGGUUUUCUUUGACAAAUGCUGUCCUGUCUACUUUUUUUCCUUGCAGGAAACAUUAUUAACAAGGACUAGAGGGGAACGUGAACUGCCGGUUCUGACUACUUUAUCCUCAUGGGCCAGAAAUGAUCUGAACCCGCACUGUGGGGAGACCUGAGUUUCGAAUCCGGGGCACUGGUUAUUCAGCUCGCAUCCUGCCGGUCGACAUCGAAAAUAUUCACCCAUACGAAAGUUGCAUUUACCGGUCUGUCCUGACUGUGUACGUUUCGCGUUUUGCCUUUGAGUUCCUGUUUGGAAUCCUCGAAGGAGGUUGCAUACGGAUAUGCAACCGGUAACCCCGGAGGUGCUAUCGGCGAAGGAGAAGACUGGAAUGGCUAACUUUGACAGCUGUUAUCAUGUGCUCUCAAGGAGCCGCGUUGGAACUGACAUCAUCUUUUAUCCCACUGCUCACGCAGUGAUUUGCCCCUUGGCAUUUUUUUCAUCCGAUGUAGACGAAACAGUCUACUGCACCCAACCUCCGGUCUCCCGGAGAGAGAGAGCGAGACGUAAAGUCAGUGCGCAGUACGCUGGUCCUCGCACUCACAAGCAGAGUACGUCUCCUCCGAGGAAUUGCAUGCAGCUCACGACCUUCCUCUUUUCAGUGUCGAGGUGCUAUUCUGUAAGCUUGGCGACGAAGGUUGGUGCCGGGUGAGCAUCAAGAUCAUGAAACGUUGGCAGCCUUUGAAAGUUUUUUUUGAGGAUUUUUUUCUCUGUUGGCCACGCCAGUUGGCGUUUUCGUUGAACUUUUUCCUUAGCCCCGGAGUUUACCCUUAAAACCCGUUUUUUGCCUUGUAGAACCUCACGUCCACACAAUGAGUCUCAACGUAAGUCCGCCCGCUAUUUACGUUUGGGAUAUCAACCUUGGGGACACCUCCAUAUGUCCGAGAAGCCAGAAAUGACGGUUGUAUAGGAAACACCAGCGGAACCAUAGGCGGUGCAUCUACUGUUCAUUCUAGUGAAAGUGAUUAGAAGUCUCUUGUUCCUUCCCAAACCCAUUGGGGAAUAGGUUGAACGCUGUUCAGGAAGAUGAAGAUGGUUGGACCUCCGGAAGGCGAUGUGUAUCUUCCCGAAAUUUUAAAACCGUGCUCGACUUGCAGCCAUAGAAUGAGCCGAAUGUGUCAAAAUUGGCUUUUCUACAGGCUGUAAUCCGAGCCGAUCAGUCUUGUGCUUGUUUCUGUUGCAGAUGACUGCGUAGCGCCUAGUUCUCGGGCGUGUCAGUGUAGCUCGAGUGGUAGUGGGAGUCCACUAUGUGGUCAUUGAUUUGGGCUAGUUGGUCACCGUGUCUCGCUGUCUGUCACGGUCAGUCUUGCCUGUACAACUGAUAAGCAGUCAUCACGUUGGGUGCCGUUGAUGACGGCUGACCUCUCAUUCCUUGCUAAUUGACUCUGCGUGAAUCGUCAUUAUAUCGUGGCACCGGAUUGACGGGCAACGUCUGUGCACAACGCAUCAAGGCCAGCACUAUCCGCCUGCUUCAUUUCUGACACCUCGCAUGUUUUUUGCUUGACCACCCCAGUCCCGGUUUCUCUCUCUAGGUACCUUCUCGACAAUAUUUGCAUCUCUCGAAAAUUCGUCUGCCCACUCUCAAGUUGGCGGUCGGGAGUCUAACUCACCUGAACUGCCAGCUUCCGCCGCGAAUCGCUCAGUCAAUGCGUCUGUGGGUCUGGAGGCCGAUGUAACUUCGCCUGGGUCAGAGUCGAAACCCCCAGCACCUUCUACAGCUGCUUACGUCGUAGUCAAUGGUGAAGCGGCUUCACCGGUUAGUUUGAGCAAAUUGAUUUUCUGCCUGUCUGCCAUUGAGAACCGUUCUCUCAUAUCUAUCACUCCAGAUGCACAGAUUUUCCGUAAAUAUGGAUUAGUACGCAUAAAGUUCGACUGGGGCAUCUAUCUGAUUCGUUUCGCGCUUUUUUCAUAGCCGACAUUGCCAUUUCAGUAGUGUAGCCGUUGUCAUCAUGAGAUAGAUAUUUUCUGAGGUGUUGGGACGAUUUCGAAGUCUUCUAUAUUUGCAUUGAAACCUUACCAGAACCACCGAUUUCUCAACGCCCACUGGUGCGUCUCUUACAUUCGACAUGGUCUUGGCAGCUCUCCUGGUUUAAGAUGGGGAGGAGGAGGGUAGGACCAUUCGGUUCAAAGGCUGAUUGACAGUUUGCACUUCCGAGUUGCGGACACCUAUCUAGUGAACGACUUGAUUCCCUCUUUUCAAGACGCGAAAGCAUCCCCUUUAUGCGCCAUUGGGUGGUUUCCGUUUAGUUACGGACACCGGUCGAUAUUACAUACCACUGGCGUAUGCGCCAAAGUUGCGAGUUCUCUUUCAUGCAAGUGUGUGUCCAGUGUGUGAGUGGCUUGGCCCGCCACUACGGGCUGGGUCGCAGAUAUAAUAAACCGAAACGGAGAUCAGACCGGCUCACGGCGCGUGUUUAUCGUGCUACGCAGAGUCCGCCCGAGCUCGUAGCUACGGCCGUACACGCAUGUGUGUUACACGCCUUAGUUGAAGGCCUUCACACAGUCAGCCACUGCGCCCAGUCCCAUCAUCAGCUGGUUGACAGACUCGGAUAGUUGAUUGGUUUUUGGGAGAGGGGAGAGGGAGCGAACCUGUCCCCACACAGUGAAUCAGCCCAUUCUGCACUCAUGCAUCUAACGUGCUUGAAUCUAUUACGAAGCGCCACAAGUGUAGUGGCUUUGAAAGUUGUCAGUUGACGGGAUACCUCUGUCCUUAUUGGGACUGAGGGUCAAGCUGUGUAACGACUCUUUUGUGACACUCACCUGUGUGAGGGCCGAACCCCGCCUACAAUAGCCUGGUAAUGUGGAGUGGGAUAAGGUCGUGUGUGUGGCACGCGUAGACAGGCUGUUUAGAUUUGUUGGCCACUGCGCUCGAGAGCAUCUCAGGUCGUCGGGACUGCAUCACCGUCGGAGUCCAGGUGGGUGAGGGAGGAGAGUGUGGUAGAUGCUACGCAAGCCUGCCACACUGUAAACUACUUCAGCCUUGAGUCAUAACUGCUGCGCCUACUUAGUAGGGCACGCGUUGCCUGUUCGUUUGUGGCGGUGAGGCUGUCGGUUGGUCUCUGCUAAAUGAAGAAUGAGUUCGCUGUUACAGACACCAACCGCAUGCAAAUCGAGUUGUGGUGGGAUGGCAGAGGUCACGGACUGGCAACCACUUACCAGCUCGAUUUCGAACAAAAUAUCACGAAGACUUUGUCUCCGACUUAUUCUGCCGUUUAUUCAGGCAAUCAUAACCCUGACCACCACCGAGGACCAGAAAUACGAACAGGCGCGGACGCUGUCGUUAACAGUGAGAGCCAUCACUAUCCCCACGAGCUGGGCACGCCCAUCAUUGGCUUGCGCAUGAAUUCGCUUCUAGUGACACAAACUUUCGCCUUAUCGACCGCACACCCUCGUCAGAUGUCCACCGUUUUGAGAUGGCGAGACAUGGUCCGGAUGGCCGGACGUGAGUGUGGGCGCUUUGCCAGACAAAGCUGGGCGGCCCAUCUACGCGUGCCACGCACGGUCUGGCCAUUAACGCAACACGUACCAGGCGCCACUCAGGGUAGGUCUCGGCCCUCACGCAAGUGGGUGUCACGAAGAAGCCAUUGCAUCCAGACUUUAAGUCCUGAGUAGAUCCGGCCAUUUGGCAACCGUCCAGGUAUGUCGUAAUGCAUUCAGACCCGUCUAAUUUUUCACAAGGGUAGAUUCCUAUUCAGUGUCGGCGUCUCUCUCUUCUUUCCCCAUGCGCCGGUGGAUUGUUCUGACCUGUCAACCAAUUGACGACGAUAUUGUCCGCCGUAGCCGGGAUGUAGUGAAGACCUCUGCAUGCACAACAGUAGUUGAGGGCAGGCUCACUCCAGCCCGGCAAACCCGGCGGUGGGGGAGGGGGAGGGGGGUAAGCUCGCGCAGACAGAGUUCAUCUGAUGGAAUUCUAAGUGGGGAAGGGGAGGAACUGAUGAACUUUGCUUCAAUCACCUGUGCUGUGUGCGUACAGCCAUGUUAGCGUUUCCUGUCCCAGAUGACGGUCGGGCUUGUGACUGACUGACUGAAGACAAAAUUAACUGGGAACAGCGUUGUAUCAAUCUAACCGCAAAAGUAUCCUGAGCAUACUGGCCCCAAAUUUCAGUUAAAGUUUCUCUAGGGUCCUAAAUUCCAAUUUUUCCACCACGCCAUCUGUUGAGCAGUGGGUAAAUCGGACAUGCAGAAUCCUUGCCAUGUAAAGCGCAGGUAGAUCUUGGAACCAAAGAUCCGAAAAUUUGGCGUCAAGAGCCACGGGAAAUCUGGGCACCUAUCUCGGAUCACAUUGCCGUCUUUUCAGUCCGCUCAAGAGUUUUGGCCGUUUGUGUCUUGAACCCUAACAGGAGGCAUGUUUUGCCCCCCCAGACGGGCCACGGCGUAGAUGCGCUGGACCAAUACGGAGGCCAUAUCGGAUUCUGGCAGGCGUUAUCGGAUUGCAAAGCAUAACAGAUACCAACAUUUCGGGAUGUGGUGGCAGGCUCGGUUGUCGGCAGCCGUUGCGCACACUGCGUCCUCUGCCGCACCCCAUUGUAGUUGUUUUUGGUUAAAAACCUGGUCAUUUGCUGUGUGAACCAGGGGGUGUGGAGUGGAGCGCCUAGGUGUGGGCUUGACCAUGCCAUCCACCUGCGCCUCCCGCCUCCUGUCUUCCUGACCCUGUCUUGACACCGAGUCCAGGUGGGGAGGGGGGAAGGAGAGAGCGCGGUAGAUGCUGUGCAAGUCUACUGCCACUAUAAACUACUUCACGCGCAAGUCGCCGUCCAUGCUCUCGCCAUGCUGUGGAGCGCGCGGUGGACAUCGUUGGUGACGACGGUUUAACUGUCGUCAUAGAAAGCAUGCCAUCGAACCAGCAGCAACACGGUACGCUUUAAACUGUUAUGGGCGCCUAGUAGUCACCGUGGGUUUAGUGCAUACGCUUCCGAAAUAGCCACCUUGCCUCUCACCUAUACUCCCUCAGCCCGCUUAACUUCCACUUGCCAAGACUUUUAAAAGGUUCCACCGACGCCCGACACCAGAGCCUGUUCAUUGUGAUCCUGCUUUUCAGAAAACCACCACGGAACGUCAGCCAGCAGAGGCAUGGAACGACUGGAGUGAUGAUGAUGAUGCUGCUGCUGUUGGGGAAGAGGAAGAGGAGGAGGAGGAUGACGGAGUUAGAACCCAGGGGGAGCAGACGGUCAAGCAGAAUGACAUCGACGAGGCAAUCUCAAGUCCACUGGCGAAAAUUUCGCUCAACGACUCCGGAACUGCCGCGGUCGGCGCCACAAUGAGCCACCAGCCCGAGUUAUCUCCAGUGAACACAGCAGUAAGCGUGCCGACUUUCGUAACGCGUAGGCCCAGUUGUGGUUUAAAGUCUGUUCACUGUUCCAAUUGAAGUGUCGGUUUUUCAACGGACUGGGCCAAACAAAGGUUGGCGCAGCGUACCUUUAUCUACUUCCAUUUAACAUGUCGGGUUAUUGUAAAGUCCCACUCUUCUAAAUGACAGACUUUGGCAGAAUUGAUCGCCUAUUUCGAGCAGCCGAACAUUAUAAGUUACUGUGUUUGUACAGCUGUAAUCACGCCUGACCUAGCCGAUCUUGAUGAUGAUGUCGAUAAUUGUACCUUUUCAUGUGUGGCGAUCUGCGACAGCAGAUCUGGAUAGCUCGAUCCAGUGCCCUCUCCAGAAACGGAGGCCGAAUACCGAGGAUCCAGUAACCACUUCCAUGUCUCGGAGAACUGUGUCGAGCCAGGUUUUGAGUUGACCUCUCCCACACCUUCAGGCGGACAAUGAUCUCUGCUCCAGGACAACAACAGUGAGCUCACGAGAUCGGCGGUGAAGAACUCACUUAAACCGCCCCAGCUGUCCUUGAAUGACCCAUGAUAUCCUCAAGAUGUUGUCGCAGCAGGGGAAUCAGUCACGUCGGGGGGGGGGGGAGGGCGCAGACGAGCAGUCAUUCCAGUGACAGUGAGCCAAAUUGCCGAGUAAUCAUCACGCCAACAUCGAACGCGGAGGAUGAGAUCGCGUCGGAGUCGUUAAUGGCCGCGAUUUCGUCAUUCGUGUUGGAUGCUGGCAUGACGCUUGCUCGGCAAAUUGGCUGACCGUCACUGGAAUGACUGUUCGCCCGCGCCCUCCCCACGUGACUUAUUCCUUUGACCAUGGAAAACCUCAGCACAUAAUACGGUAGCGGGAGGUCAUUGGGUUUGCUGAUGGAUUGCGGGGAUUUCGGCGUCUUGUGACCUGAAAUUAUGGCCAGCUUCCGUCGAAUGAGCCACUACAUAACAACUAGCACCUUCCCUCCUCACUGUUGCUGCGUGCACCGCCAUUCGUGUCCGGAGUAAUGUCUCAGUCUUCCCGGCGUUGUUGCUCUGUCCGCAACUGUACCAGACCCGGUAAACGACUCCAGACGUUUCCUGUCCUAGCAGAGUCCUUUGGCUCCACGACCUGGCGCCUGAUGGUCUCCUCCAACCUGUGUGCAAUCCCAACUCCACGUGGGAUGAGGAGGCGACUGACAGCUUCCGAGGCGUUCUUCACGUACAGAAGAGCUCGCCAGAAUUUAGGGCUGGUUCGACUUGUUCUCUGGUGUCGUUUGCGUUUGCACUGUUGGACAAAGUUGCGCGGGUAUCCAUUAGCUUUCAGUACUCGCCAAAUUUAUUGUAACUCAGCAAUAUUGUCUUCCGUCUCGCUGCAAUCCGCAACAUCCGUCAUCAACAUCAACAAGCGCGAUGGCCUCCCGUUGCCGUAUUCUGGCCAGGGGAAUCAGUCACAUGGGGAGGGCGCGGGCGAGCAGCCGUUCCAGUGACAGCGAGCCAAAUUGCAGAGUACUUAUCACGCCAACAUGGAUGAAGAGAGCUAGGCCAUUAAUGACUGAUAAGUGGACUGACAAGCCAUCAUCGCAUUUAUUACGACCCUCGGCGGUGAUCGCGAGAGCGCCAGUCGGAGGUAUUUGAAACUCUACUUUUGCAAGUGGACAGCCAUUAAUCCUGAUCAGGCACCGAUCGAUUUUACACCAGAGGGAAACGUAGACUUGAAUCGGCUAUUUACGGCUCCUUUGCCCUUUUCAUCCGGGCAGACCACAACCAGAAGUCAAGCGGGGCCUGCCUUGUCCUGUAACCUAAUAUUCUGUCAGUUAAACCGCCUGUCCGCGCUCUAUCGGCUGCAGUCGGGGAUAUCUGACGUGGCCUUCAUGGGUCCACGUUGCUGACAUUCAGUAACUCCCUAUAGCUCUCCUUGCGGAAGGUUGCAUAGGAAUGAAAUACCAUUGGUCGAGGCGCUUAACUGGCGAGAGUGAAGUUUGAACAGCCAUUUUUAGCUUAUUUGCCAUUGUCAAGCCCCAGUUUAGAUCUGGUCCUUCCAAGAUCUUCAAGUAAGGUGAUGGGAAGCUGACCUCGGGGUAAAAUUUGCCGAUCAUUAGUCUCUGUCCGCUGUGCCAGCUUACUUGCGUUGACACCGGGUUCAGGUGAGUGAGUGAGAGGAGGUAGUGCGACAGUCGCCGCCUCACCGUACCGCUCUCAGCACGCUGUGGAUGACACGGUGGACAUCGUCGUUCGUGACGGCCGAGCGAAAAUAGAGCACAGGGGAAUGACCAAGGUCGAACCGCAAUUCAACCAAUCAAACAGCGUCCUUGCGUGGCUAGUGUGCCCAAUGGACUCCUAGCUCAUCGGAUUGGUUGAGUAACCCUCCAAUCCUGUCGAGAGCUGACGCGACACCAGCGUGCAGACGGCGCGUGGACGGAUCGUUGGGGCGACGUUCUAACAGACCGUCGAUAUCUGGAUUCAGCCAUGGAGAACAGAGCGUACUGAGGUCGGUUAGUUCAUGCGGGAUAGCAGAUGGGUCAGGUAAGAGUAAGGUGAUCUCAUCACAGAGUGUCGGAGGUCCCAAUUCGAGCAACUGUGGCGGGUUCAGUCCCUUACCGCAAACGUGUAUGGUUUAUAAUGAUCUUGGGCUUUAUAAAUGCGACUCCUUAUCGUCCCUCCCAGCGUUAUGUUUUUUUUUAAUGCUUGCAUUUUUAGCUUCAAAUGCGUCUAAAACAGGAGGCGCAGGUCGCUGAACUACUUGCAGAGUUGGAGCCACCGGUAUCGUUCAAGUCUGUGCCAGUGAAAGAGAGGCCGGCCCCCGAGGUCCCAGACAAGCCAAGUAUUCUCCGCUAUCAGGCUGACGUAAGCGGGUUUCUACCUACUUGGCAAACUCUUUCUUCCUCGCCCCUCUUCUUGCACUGUCUCAUUUUCUGGAGAGAAGACUGCGCAUCCAUCUUCUCAUGUCUCCACAGUUAUUCCUUUGUACUUAUUUUCCGGACUUAUCUUAGGUAGACUCAGUUAGACUUGAAUGUUAUAUCUAGCCUUGCUCCUACUGGCUUGUCGUUCACAGCGUGUAUCGAAGAGUCAUGGUGGAAAGCCUUUCAACAACCAGAGGUGGGAUCGUGAGUGAUUAACCACUCGGGGAGCGCGCAGGCCGGUGAGCCAGAUGGCCGAGCAAUCAUCACGCCAGCAUCCAACACGGGUGAUGAGAUUUCAGCAAUUAACUGCUUGCAUGCCGGCCACCAAGCCGUUAGCGCACCAGCGGGCAACAAUUCUUGAUUAAGGGAAGAGCGGUAAAUUACCACAGGUAUGCAGUAGCAUAGCGACUGCAUCCUAUAAAUACUGCAACUUCCUGUGAACGAAUGUCAGUGUUUCUGUUGAUGGGUGCAAGUGAGAAUCCGAAACGUCGGGCGAAAAAGUUCUCGUCCCAGCGAUCGCUUCUACUUCUCCCCAACUAGUUCCUGGAACUUGCAUCUUCGCUUAUACCGGCAGUGUGUUUACAAUGAGAUGGACUUGCGAUUCAUCCAUCCAUCUCACUCCUCCCACGCUUUUAGAUGCCGGCUAAAGCCGAGGCAACUGGGGAUGAAUGUGGGCGCAGUAACCAACAGGGCUGAAAAACCUGUCUUAGCGUACCCCACGCGUGUCGGACUCCCUUGGAGAGGGGGUGUCAGAUCUGAGGUAAGGGAGGAUGUCCUAAGGGCCACCUCUAGAAGGUGCCACUGCAGCCUGACUGUUAGUCCUGACAGGCGGACCGAGUUAUCCUGUCAGGCGACAACUCUUAGCGCGUCUUCAGAGAUUCAAGCGUUUCAGGAAGUCGUCUUGAAGAAGGAGACACGAUCGCUGGGACAAGAGCUUUAUAAGCCUGGCGUUUCGGAUUCCUGCUCGAACCCAUCAUCAGAGAAAAAGCAGAUACGGGUGAUUCAUGCACAAGGGGCUGCAGUAUUUAUAGGAUGCAGUCGCCAUGCUACCGCAUACCUAUGAACAUUCACGGCUCCCUUCUUCAUCCGAGAUCGUCGCACUUGGUGUGCUAAUUGUCAGCUAUAAUAGUAGUAGGGAAAACGCUAAAUUGCAGUGGAGGCGCGGACUCCCUAGUGUCAGUCCUCUCUCUCUCUCCCCUCCUCUCUGCAUCGGUCGACUGUUCGAACCUGUCAAUCAGCCGAUGAGGUGAUUGGAUGCAGUGGCUGACGCGGCGUGAAGGCCGACGUCUAGGUGUGCCACCAGGCUCAGCCCAUGUGCUGCAGUAACUAUAGACCCACGCGGCCCCCCAUAAACGCGCACCUUGAGCCAGUUUGACCCACUUUUUGGAUCAACAGCGCAGUUCCUCGUGUUGGAGGUCGAGGUUUAAUAGUUCCUUCGCGGGCGAUUUCUGGCUGUUGCGGCUUAAGACGAUCGAAGUAGUCCUGCUCUCCACCCAGUGGCAGUCUAAAGUCAUGGCUAGGAAGGGUUUCGGUCAGCGUGUAAAAAGGUCCGUGUUGUUAAGAGGUGGUUGUCCACUCAGCGAAGCGAUUCACUUGCUGUACAGGCUGGAACUACGUCUUCGGAUGGCCACCUCGAUGCAGUAUCUCGCCAGCACCGGUCCGGGCGGAUAGAAGACCCGACCGAAGGAGUCCGACUUCAGGUCUACGCGACACUGAAACCCAGACUAGAUAUGCUGGUUACUUCUGGUUAGCCUAAGUUGUGAUAGGGCACUCGCAUAGAGCUAUGAGCCUGUUAGACGCUGCCACUGUGGGGUUGCUUACCUACGCGGUCAGAAUCGGUCACCUCAUCGGCCCACACGCACAAACUGGCGAGAGGCGCGCUGACCUUACGGAGUGACUAGCGCCACAUACACCCCUCGCGCCUGACAGGGUUUGUGGCCAGGAGCCGCCCAUGUGCUUUGACCUCAGCUUACACAUGCCGCAUACGAGCUCUCUACACAACUCUGUUGCGCCUUGAAUCCUGCCAGUUGGUAAGCGCCUUGUCACCUGACUUGUUAACUCUGUUCCUCCCAGAAAUUAAAUGGCUCCUCGAUGUGGCCUUGAAUGUUCGACCGUCGUUGCCGACGCUGUCUACAGCGAGAUGAGAGCAGGCACGGGGAUUUGUGCGUGAAUUAGUUUAUAGUGAUGGAAGACUUACAAGGCAUCUACCGCACUCUCCCCUCCUCCUCCUCCUCCACCUCCUCCUCCCCCCCCCCUCCUCCUCCUCCAUCUAGGCCCGGUGCCAAGACAAAGUCGAGAAGACCAGAGACGAGGGAGGACUCAGGCGGUUGGCGCUGUUGAGCCCCCGCCUUGGCGUUCCACUCCACACAACAAAUGACCAGAAUUUUAACCAAUAACAGCAACACCACAACGGGGGUCAGAAGUACGACAAGGAUGACUAGGCAGACAUGCUCAGGACCUGUAUACCGAGGGGAGGCGGAAGCGCAUCCACCGGCAGGUAACCAGGUGUCAGAGAGCUGCCAGCGCAUACCAGGUUGUUAGGGCCAUGGUUUGCGGAUCCUGGCAUAGCAGACCUGGCCUAUAGACCUUUAGGCCGAGGUGGCCUUAGUGGUACUCUCACGCACAUGGGAUCCGAGACGUCCUUAGGGAGGGGGGUGGGGCGGUACAUCUGGAGUGGGCCAGGUCGUGUGUGGCACACGUAGACGGGAUGUUUAGCCUCGCCGGUCACUGUGCCGGUGCCCACCACCGGUCGUCUUAGCAUUUUUUUCUCAUCGGAGCCUGGUUGAUGGGGGGUGAGAGAGUGCGGUAGAUGCUGCGCAAGUCUAUCGCAGUGUUAACUAAUUCACGCGUAAGUCACCGCUGGUAGGCAGGCGGACGUCGCCGCUUGCGAUGGUCGGAAUUCGCGGGUAGACUUCCUCGGGGUUCCUGGCGUCAUCGGUGCCGUUGGACAAGCAGUAGCAGUCUACUGCUUCCUUUUUUGAUUGGUUACUCUCAUCUUCCAGUCUAUACUUUCAUCCAAUGCUGAUGAAGGGGGCGCUAACCUUCUAUGCCCAAACUGUUGAUGGUGACAACAAUCUGAAAUUGGCGGUCUCCGAUCUGACUUUAUUGCAAAACGGAUUGUGGGCGCUCUCUGGUUGCAAACAUUCCCGGUUACAGCAAUCGGGACGCGGGUAGUUUUCGUAACGGUUAUGGCGUUUAACCUUAGAAAGAGGUGAAUCUGUGUCCGAGCCUCAGAUAUUGUGCUGGUGGUGACAUACAGUCGUUGCAUUAGCCCUUUGUGAUUGCAGUCUACAAGGUGCAUCCGUUCCGCGUAAAGAAAACCACAUAUUCUUCUAUGCCUUUAAAAAGAUGCCAUAUAGAGUCCAUAAAAUUUUGUAUUGGAUGUGGACUAUGUUGUAAAUUUCAUGGGGAACAGUGGUAAGCAGACAGGCACUAUGCUGUAUGAAUGGACAUUGCACGGUUUUAAAUUUCAUUAUGAGAAACUUUUUUAGAAUCUAAUUAUACCCCUUCUUCGAGUAUAAAAUAUAAGAAUGACAUGACUCUCUAUCAAACGAGUGAAAGAAAGCAUGUUUUCGUUCAUGUUUUCUGUAAAAUAUAUUUGAGUUUACAUGCAUGCUACUUAAGUAGUCAUUUCUUAUCAAGUACGGUUUCUACAGGAGGUUGACAAGCGGUGCCUUCGAAAGCUGACACCCUGCCGAGUCCGAAAUAUUAUAGGAUUAUGCCGCAAGAUAAUCAGUAUUACAAUUGCGCCUAAUUAAUCUUUCCUAAUCGAAAACGCAUUACAGGAUUGCAGUCAAUAUUUCAUGAGAUCGGUCACUCACUGUACGCCAUAAGUAUUCAUUCCCCCGUCUCUCCCUCUAUGCCUCUCCGCACUCCCUCGUCUUUAUGAUGAGAAGGAUUGUUAUUACCAUUAUUCAUGCCACUUUUGGCAUCACUGUUUACCUGGACUGAUUUAUUGCCUUUCUGCCUGUCUGCAUAGUAGUCAUUGCCGAUUGAUUUUCCUUCUUUUAGCCCGCGCCGUCAGACUGGGGCAAUGAGUGGGGCGAUGACGAUGAGCUGUAG